AGGGAGAGGGAGAGAGAGGAGUAGAGAGAGAGAGAGAAAGAGAGUGAGAGGGAGAGAGAGGAGUAGAGAGAGAGGCUGUUCCAGCUCUGAGUGAGGGCAGACAGACACACAGGUGGACGUGAAGCACACCUGAGAGAGAGAUAGUCCUGUUCACACACACCUUCAUGUCUGCUCAGGUGAGAUCUAACUCACACCUGUUAACUCAGUAUAUGUGACGUCACGGGGUCAACGUGCUGCGUAAAACUUUAAUUUAUUUUUUUUCUUUCCAAGAAUCAGAAGAAGAAGAUCUACUUCAACACUCCGUGAGAAGUUAUCCGGAUUCAGACUCUGGUACGGGUCUGGACCGUAACUCCCACUUAGGACCGAGUCAAGAAACUGAUCCUGGUCUGAGCUGACCCGGGUUUAAUCAUGUACCAGGGUCUGAGCCUGUCCUCCCCCCAGACCCCGUACCCCCACGACACCGGGACCUACCUCCACGCCGCGGCCAGCUCUCCGGUCUACGUCCCGACCAGCAGGGUCCCAUCCAUGCUGCCGCCCCUGCCUUACCUUCAGACCUGUGACCCCCAACACCAGACUCACGGCUGGCCUCAGGACGGCUCCGGGUUCAGCCCCAGCAGCCCCCCGCAUCCCCCGCACGGCUUCUCGUUCACGCACAGCCCGCCGCUCGGCAGCAGCUCGGGCCGGGACCCCGGCUACCAGAGCCCGCUGCUGCUGGGUAACGGAGGGAGGGGAGAUCAGUACGGAGGUGCCCUGGUCCGCUCUGUGGGGGGGUCUUACUCCGGCCCAUACGCAUACAUGAGCCCGGAGAUGGCCUCGUCCUCCUGGACUCCGGGACCGUUUGAGAGCGGAGUGAUCGGCCUGCAGGGCCGCGGAGGGAGCACCGCCAGGAGGCCCAGUCUGGAGCUCAUGGACGACAUGUCCACCGAGGGUCGGGAGUGUGUGAACUGCGGCUCGGUGUCCACGCCGCUGUGGCGCAGGGAUGGAACCGGACACUACCUGUGCAACGCGUGUGGCCUCUACCACAAGAUGAACGGAAUCAACAGACCGCUAAUCAAACCGCACAAACGACUGCAGACGACGUCUCGCCGGGCCGGUCUCUGCUGCACAAACUGUCACACCAGCACGACCACGCUGUGGAGACGAAAUGCUGACGGAGAGCCCGUCUGCAACGCCUGUGGACUCUACAUGAAGCUGCACGGGGUACCCCGACCUCUGGCCAUGAAGAAAGAGAGCAUUCAGACCAGGAAGCGGAAACCAAAGACGCCCAAAAAUAAAACAGGCUCCACCCCCUCCGACAGCAGCUCUCCGUCCUCGCUCUCUGUCUCUGAACACGCCUCCACCAUCAAGAGUGAACCCAACAUGACCCCGUCCCCGUACGCCAGACACACCAUCACAUCUGCCACUCAGCAGACGGCGUCUCAGCUGGACGGCCUGGCUUCAGGACAUGUGGACAUUAAAUACGAGGACUUCCCCUUCACCCCGACCUCCAUGUCCGCACAGAACUGGUGCGCUCUGUCUCAGGCCUGAACUUCCUCCACCUGCAACCAACGCCUGAUGACAUCACAGCUGAUGACUUCACACAGGUGGAUGUGGCUCCAUGGGGGAGGACAGACAGAGCUCCACCCAGCUUUCUCCAGCGCUGCAGGAGAGAGAGACCAAACCUGGCCAACAACAGGACUACACCAGGCCCAAAACAGGACCAGAACAGGUCAACAUCAGGACCAAACCAGGACCAAACAUGGUCAACAACAGGACUACACCCGACCAACAACUGAACCAAAGACAGGACUACACUAGGCCAAAAUCUGAACCAAAAACAGGACUACACUAGGCCAACAUCUGAACAAAAAACAAAACUACACCAGGCCAAGAUCUGAACCAAAAACAGGACUACACUAGGCCAAGAACUGAACCAAAAACAGGACUACACCAGGCCAAGAUCUGAACCAAAAACAGGACUACACCAGGCCAAGAUCUGAACUAAAAACAGGACUACACUAGGCCAAGAACUGAACCAAAAACAGGACUACACUAGGCCAAGAUCUGAACCAAAAACAAUACCAUACCUGACCAGUAAGAACCAGGUUGGCAUGGACCAAAACAGGACCAAACUCAACGUUAAACAGGACUACACCAGACCAAAAACAGGACUACACCAGACCAAAAACAGGACUACACCAGGCCAAAAAUAGGACUACUCAAGACCAAAAACAGGACUACACCAGACCAAAAACAGGACCAUUCAGGAUAAUCCAACAGCUCAAUGAGGCCUAACCCAGGUCUAAAAAGGGACUAAACAGGGCCCAAACCAGGACUAAGCAAAGACUAAGACUGGACUAAAAGAAGGGCUAAAUCAGGUUUAAACAUGGACUGAAUCAGGAAGUAACCAGGACUGCUGAACUAACGUCCUGUGAGGUCCAAUGAGAGCUUCCUAUGAGGUAAAGACGUGUCACAGAGGAUGGCGUGGAGGUAAACACGGGGUUUAAUAACCUUUGAAAGCUCAUCAUCGUCUAAACGGGAUCUUCGUCGGAGAAUAGUUUGUGUGUUUUGUUGUCAGAGCAGAAACAGAAGAGGUUUUUUAUGACGACGUGUAGAUGGUUAACUUUUAUAGGCUCAUUAUUUAUGUGGAGAUAAGGACAGGUGAAGCCUCUGCAGGUUGAUUCACUCACAUUAGGACUUAUUAGUUUUAACAGCAGACACACAAAACCCGUCUUUAGAACCAGGCCUACACGUCAGGACUUCAUCACUUAUUAUGAGACGUGACGUGCAAUGACCUUGAAUGAAGGAAACAAAAAGAAGGAGAUAAACGUUUAAUCAUAUUUUAUUGUGAAAGUUUUGAAUUUUAUUGUGAAAUUGUUGUAAAGAAGUCUCUGAUUGCUCUUUAGAAUCUGUUCUUGUAAAUAAACUGAUUCACAUUUUA
Messenger RNA from Labrus mixtus (cuckoo wrasse), 2920 nucleotides. It is a transcript of the gene gata5, whose product is annotated as GATA binding protein 5. The transcript has 6 exons. Gene Ontology annotation, molecular function: RNA polymerase II cis-regulatory region sequence-specific DNA binding; DNA-binding transcription factor activity, RNA polymerase II-specific; zinc ion binding. NCBI's taxonomy places the organism in Eukaryota, Metazoa, Chordata, Actinopteri, Labriformes, Labridae. Gene Ontology annotation, cellular component: nucleus. The coding region runs from base 409 to 1527 and encodes 372 amino acids. The record is from RefSeq and is a predicted model, not a curated record. Gene Ontology annotation, biological process: negative regulation of transcription by RNA polymerase II; cardiac muscle tissue development; cell fate commitment.